Molecule: messenger RNA, 3234 nt
Organism: Salvelinus fontinalis (brook trout)
Lineage: Eukaryota; Metazoa; Chordata; Actinopteri; Salmoniformes; Salmonidae
Product: zinc finger protein 239-like
Exons: 2
Coding region: 233-1381 (382 amino acids)
Biological process (GO): regulation of transcription by RNA polymerase II
Cellular component (GO): nucleus
Molecular function (GO): DNA-binding transcription activator activity, RNA polymerase II-specific; RNA polymerase II cis-regulatory region sequence-specific DNA binding
Source: RefSeq, a predicted model, not a curated record
UCAUAAACAGCUCUUCAACCACCUCGGUAGCUUGCUAGCCAACAUAGCCGAAAGAUUCAAGCUAUUGGUUUAUAUUAGCUGCUGUGUUUUAGACACACUUCUGUCGUAUCUACUUGUUAACCUAUUUAAUUUAAUAUUACGUUAUUUUGUAUUAGUCAGCUAUAGUAGCUGGCUGGUUAAGUUAGCACUAGCCUAGUCGCUAAUGAUAUCUAGCUAGCUAACAUCCCCGAACAUGAGCUCCCUAAACUUCUCCCCUUCUGUUAAAGAAGAGGUCUGCUGGGCGGAGAUAGAAGGUCUGGGGCUGAACAUUGUCGUGAAAGAGGAGAAGGAAGAAGAGGAUGUCACAGUAAAACAAGAAGUAGAGGGUGAGGCUGUUACAGUGAAAGAAGAAAAGAAAGACUUUUCAGUGAAAGAAGAGGAAGACACGUUCAGAGUGAAAGAGGAGGAGGGUGUUACUGUGAAAGAAGAGGAAGAGAAAGAGAAAGAGGAGGAUGCAGUUUUUGGAUUGAAGAAGGAAGGGGAGAUUACUGUCACAUUAAAAGAUGAAGAGGUGGAGAUAGGAGAUCUGAUUAACACCAGAGAGAGACGUGACUAUCGUGGAUCCUCUGGGGAGCCUCAACAACCUCAUGAUGCUGACAAGGCAGAGAAGAGUCUCUCCAGAUCAGAACUCAUCAAGAAACACCUGCAGAGAUCCACAGGGAAGAUAAUUCACCACUCUGACUGUGGGAAGAAAUUCACCUCCUCAGCAGGCAUUACAAUUUAUCAGAGAUCACACACAGGAGAGAAACCAUAUAGCUGUACUGAAUGUGGGAAGAGUUUUGAUACAUCUAGCCAUCUUAUUGUACACCAAAGAACACACACAGGAGAGAAAGCUUAUAGAUGUGAUCAAUGUGGGAAGAGUUUUAUUCAGCUAAGCAACCUGAUAUCACACCGGAGAAUACACACAGGAGAGAAACCUUAUAGCUGUGAUCAAUGUGGGAAGAGUUUUAUUCAGCUAAGCAACCUAAUAUCACACCAGAGAAUACACACAGGAGAGAAACCUUAUAGCUGUGAUCAAUGUGGGAAGAGUUUCACUCGCUUAGGCAACCUGAUAUCACACCGGAGAAUACACACAGGAGAGAAACCGUAUAGCUGUGAUGAAUGUGGGAAGAGUUUUGCUAGGUCGAGCAAUCUGACUGUACACCAGAGAAUACACACAGGAGAGAAACUUUAUAGCUGUGAUCAAUGUGGGAAGAGUUAUACUCAGCUAAGCGGCCUGAUAUCACACCAGAGAACACACACAGGAGAGAAACCCUAUAGCUGUUCUCAAUGUGGGAAGUUUUUUUGUACAUCUAGCCAUCUGAAGAUACACCAGAGAAGACACACAGGAGAGAAACCUUAAAGCUGUGAUCAAUGUGACCAGAGAUACUCUGAUAAAAGAUAUCUGAUUAAUCAUCAGAAAAUACAUGCAUGAAGGAGUUAUUUCAUGAUAUCAAACAUUGUUGAAUGAAUAUUUUAAUGAUGUCACAAUGUAGAAUGUUUUAACGUUGUAGAAAGAGUAUUUGGUUGCUGAUUGUCUCAAGGGUGGGAAGUCAAGAAGUUGUGUUUUUUGCUUUUAGCUAGUGCAUCACAAUUUAUUUUGACUGCAGGUUUUUCUGUAUUGGAGAUGAGUUUUGUUUGGGCUCGUUCCAAGAGGACGAGAGUUCUUGAAGCUAGUGAGUUUUAGAAAGACGAGAGUUCUAGAAGCUAGUGAGUUUUAGGAUUCUAUAGAAAGAAAAAGAAAAGAUACUAUUGUAUAUUAUUAUUUAGAAAUAAAGGUUUUUUCUUGUUUUUAAUUGUUGACAGCCAGUAGAAACCAUGUUUACAUUGUAGGAGGUGAAGCAUUGUAGUUGAUUAUAAUGUGAAAUGGAAGUUGUUUUCUGUUGGUGGUGAGCAAACUUUCCCAACAAAAAUAUAGGAUAUAUUUGUUGUCUUAAGGGGGAAAAGUGUUACUGGCUUUGGUUUUUCCAUUUAUGUUUUGAGGUUGGAUUUUAGCACGUUUAGUUUGUUAGCACGUCUAGCUCGUUAGCACGUAUAGCUCGUUAGCACGUAGCACGUGAUUGGUGUCUAUGUGUUACACCAGUUCUUUUGUUUCCCUCUUCUUGGGCAGAUUUAGUGGGUCUCACGGUGGGUGACUUUUAUGUCCCAGUUGUUGUUACUAGUCAGUGGACACUGAGAGCAAAAUUGCAAGAUUAUGUUAUAAUUCUUUUAUUGCAUCAAAUGGUUGUUUUAUGCAACAUAAUAGAGGGUUCUUAGAACUAUUGUGUCUGUGUGUUCUACUGCGGAUGGGCCUCUGGGAGAAAACCGUGACAGGAGAUUUACAAUGUCUUUUGGGUGAUAAAACCUAAAGAGACCGCAUUCCAGAGCAUGAGUUAAUGUAUCUGUUCUACAUGGUACCAGGGAGAGAUGAUCCCAGGGCCAGACCCUGGUCUCUACACAAAGAGUACUGUUUUUCCAUUAGAUACUGUCUGCUGAGAAUUAUAACUAUCUUUGAUACAAAUCUUAACCUUGUGACCCGUUAUAUACAUCUGUUGUUGGUUGUGUAGUUUUUAUUUUUAUUUUUAAUUUUUAUCCCAUUUUCUCCCCAAUUUUCGUGGUAUCCAAUCGCUAGUAAUUACUACCUUGUCUCAUCGCUACAACUCCCGUACGGGCUCGGGAGAGACGAAGGUCGAAAGCCAUGCGUCCUCCGAAGCACAACCCAACCAGCCGUACUGCUUCUUAACACAGCGCGCCUCCAACCUGGAAGCCAGCCGCACCAAUGUGUCGGAGGAAACACCGUGUACCUGGCCCCCUUGGCUGGCGCGCACUGCGCCCGGCCCGCCACAGGAGUCGCUGGAGCGAGAUGAGACAAGGAUAUCCCUACCGGCCAAACCCUCCCUACCCCGGACGACGCUAUGCCAAUUGUGCGUCGCCCCACGGACCUCCCGGUCGCGGCCGGCUGCGACAGAGCCUGGGUGCGAACCCAGAGACUCUGGUGGCGCAGUUAGCACUGCGAUGCAGUGCCCUAGACCACUGCGCCACCCGGGAGGCCCUAUUGGUCGUGUAGGUUGCAAGACCUUUGUACUUUUGUCUCGUGGCUCUCAACGAAUCAUCUGGGGGUGAUUUGUCGACCAUCCAUCAUUAUCGUAGAGCACUCAAUUGAUUCAUUUUAUAUGUGUACGUUGUAUUGACCAGCUCCCUUAUUAAUAAGUGAAUAAAGAUUUAGUUUAAGAAUAA